UUGUGGCCAUUUAUGCUCUUACUGCCGGACAAAGUUUUGUGCCAGAUGUGGAGGCCGUGUUUCCCUACGAUCAAACAAUGUUAUGUGGGUAUGCAACUUAUGCCGGAAGCAACAAGAGAUCCUAACUAAAUCUGGAGCAUGGUUUUUCGGAAGUGGUCCGCAACAGCCAUCCAGUCAGGAUGGAACACUGAGUGACACAGCUACUGGUGGUGGUUCAGAAUCACCUAGAGAAAAGAAAGCAAGGCUUCAGGAACGGUCACGAUCUCAAAUACCCCUAAGCACAGCAGCCACAACUUCACAAGAAAUAUCCUCUGGUGUGCAAGCAAACAGAAGGAAAGCCCCAGAAGUGUCACAACAAGCUAUGGGCCUGGAACAGAAACAAACUGCAUCAAGAUCUAGAAGUGAACCCCCAAGAGAGAGGAAGAAGAUAGCCACAGGUAUUGAACAAAAUGGAAAAGGAGGUGCAAAAGGUGAGCGCAAACGUGUGCCAAAGUCUUCACUACAGCAGAGUGAAGGACAAACAGAUGAGAAGGGAAGUAAAGAAAGGCGUGAUGGUAGAAGAUUAGAGAAAGGGAGGUCUCAAGACUACUCUGACUUCCCUCCCCAUUUCGAGGAAGGCAAGACAGUUAAUGAAGAAAAACAAAGGAAAGAAGAUGAAUAUACCCGAUACAGGAGUGAUCCAAACCUUGCAAGGUAUCCUGUGAAACCCCAUCCUGAGGAGCAGCAGAUGCGUAUGCAUGCAAGAGUUUCAAAAGUGCGGCAUGAAAGAAGACACAGUGAUGUUGCCUUGCCUCAUACUGAAGUUGAGGAACCUGAGGUGCCUGAGAAUAAACUUGGAAAGCAUUCACAGUUGCAAGGAACUCAGGAUAUAAAAUCUCAUGUGGAUGCCCAGCGGACAUAUUCAGUAGAAAGAACAGGUGAUGUCAGAAUUUCUGUUUCUAAACAAUUAAUUUCUCAUAGCCCACCAACACCCCGUCAUAGCAUGGUUCUUACGGAACAUUUAGAAUCCAAAAAUCAUGAUUCCUUUAAAACACAGACUCGCCUGGAUCCUAGCUCUGCUAUUCUCAGUCGAAAAGCAAAGCGAGAGAAAAUGGAAACCAUGCUCAGAAAUGAUUCCCUUAGUUCUGAUCAGUCAGAAUCAGUGCGGCCAUCUCCUCCAAAGCCUCAUAGAUCAAAGCGUGGUGGGAAGAAAAGGCAGAUGUCUGUCAGCAGCUCUGAGGAAGAAGGAGCAUCAACGCCAGAAUAUACCAGCUGUGAUGAUGUAGAAAUAGAAAGUGAAAGUGUCAGUGAAAAAGGUGAUUUGGAUUAUUACUGGUUGGAUCCUGCCACAUGGCACAGUAGAGAUACAUCCCCUAUUAGCUCGCAUCCUGUAACUUGGCAGCCAUCUAAAGAGGGAGAUCGGCUAAUUGGUCGUGUUAUUCUCAACAAGAGAACAACUAUGCCAAAAGAGUCAGGUGCAUUACUGGGACUCAAAGUUGUAGGAGGAAAAAUGACCGAUUUAGGACGACUUGGUGCCUUCAUUACCAAAGUAAAGAAAGGUAGCUUGGCUGAUGUGGUGGGACAUCUAAGAGCAGGUGAUGAAGUUCUAGAAUGGAAUGGUAAACCACUUCCUGGAGCUACAAAUGAAGAAGUUUACAACAUUAUUUUAGAAUCCAAAUCAGAACCUCAAGUUGAAAUUAUUGUUUCAAGGCCUAUUGGUGACAUUCCAAGGAUUCCUGAGACUUCUCAUCCUCCACUAGAGUCGAGUUCUAGCUCAUUUGAAUCUCAAAAAAUGGAACGGCCUUCAAUUUCUGUUAUUUCCCCUACUAGUCCUGGAGCUUUAAAAGAUGCCCCACAGGUCCUACCUGGGCAGCUUUCAGUUAAACUAUGGUACGAUAAGGUGGGGCAUCAGUUAAUAGUGAAUGUUCUUCAAGCAACAGAUCUGCCACCUAGACUAGAUGGACGACCAAGAAACCCAUAUGUGAAAAUGUACUUCCUUCCAGACAGAAGUGAUAAGAGUAAAAGGAGGACAAAAACAGUAAAGAAAAGCUUAGAACCCAAAUGGAACCAAACAUUUCUCUAUUCACACGUGCACCGUAAAGAUUUUAGAGAACGAAUGUUAGAAAUCACUGUUUGGGAUCAGCCAAGAGUGCAAGAAGAAGAAAGUGACUUCCUUGGAGAGAUUCUCAUAGAGUUGGAGACUGCACUUUUAGACGAUGAUCCACAUUGGUAUAAGCUGCAGACCCAUGAUGAAUCCUCACUACCUCUGCCUCAGCCAUCACCUUUCAUGCCAAGGAGACACGCCCAUGGUGGAGAAAAUUCCAGCAAAAAAUUACAAAGAUCUCAGCGAAUCAGUGAUAGUGACAUCUCAGAUAAUGAGGUUGAUGAUGGUAUUGGAGUAGUUCCUUCAGUAGGCUAUAGGUCUAGCACUAGAGAAAGUAAAUCUGCAACAUUAACUGUGCCAGAACAGCAAAGAACAACUCAUCAUCGUUCACGAUCUGUAUCUCCUCACCGUGGUGACGAUCAGGGCAGGACCCGUUCUCGUUUACCAAAUGUGCCAUUACAGAGGAGUUUAGAUGAAAUUCAUCAAAUGAGAAAAUCACGUUCUCCAACUAGACACCAUGAUGCCUCCCGAAGCCCAAUUGACCGCAGACCCAGAGAUAUGGAUAAUCAGUAUUUAUCGGAUCAAGAAGGUGAGCUUCUUAUGCUGCCCAGGGCAAAACGAGGAAGAAGUGCAGAGUGCCUACAUACUACCAGUGAACUGCAGCCCUCGCUUGACAGGGCUAGGAGUGCUAGUACUAACUGCUUGAAGCCUGAUACUAGUUUGCAUUCACCAGAACAAGAAAGAAGUAGAUGGUCCCCCUCACUAGAUAGGAGAAGACCCACUAGUCCCCGGAUUCAUAUCCAACAUGCAUCUCCGGAGAAUGACAGGCAUUCCAGAAAGGUGGAAAGAUAUAGCACCCAAAAACAAACUAGAAAAGGCUCUGCAUCAGAAACAGAAAGAAUGCGCCAACCGGGAAGUCCCAUGCAGUCAUCUCCAGCAGAUACACCCUUCAGCAGCCGUAGGGGGAGGCAGCUUCCACAAGUUCCCAUCAGGAGUGGCAGUAUAGAGCAAGAACAAGAGACUCAUAGUUCAUCAUCAAAAGCAAAUUUAGUAGUGGAGGAGCGAACAAGACAGAUGAAAAUGAAAAUGCACCGCUAUAAUCAGACAACAGGGUGUGGUUCUAGUCAAGAACUUGAACAUGAGCAAUAUACUAAGUAUAACAUACAAACCGAUCAGUACAGAAGUUGUGAUAAUAUCUCUGCCAAAUCAUCAGAUAGUGAUGUCAGCGAUGUGUCAGCUAUUUCCCGCACCAGCAGUGCCUCUCGCCUCAGCAGCACAAGCUUUAUGUCAGAGCAAUCCGAGCAUCCAAGGGGCAGAAUCAGUACGUUUACUCCUAAAAUGCAAGGCGGACGGAUGGGGACUUCAGGGAGAAUCAUCACAAAGAGCACAAGUGUGAGUGGAGAGGUGUAUAAACUGGAACAGAAUGAUGGGAGUCAAUCAGAUACUGCGGUUGGGACAGUUGGAACAGGUGGGAAGAAGAGAAGAUCAAGCCUUAGUGCCAAAGUGGUUGCCAUGGUAUCUCGCAGAAGCAGAAGCACAUCCCAGCUUAGCCAAACAGAGACAGGCAACAAGAAGCUAAAAAGCACGAUACAAAGAAGCACAGAGACAGGAAUGGCAGCAGAGAUGAGAAGUCGCAUGGUCCGUCAGCCAAGUCGGGAAUCAACUGAUGGUAGUAUCAACAGUUACAGCUCAGAAGGAAACCUAAUAUUUCCUGGAGUUCGACUGGGUGCCGAUAGUCAGUUCAGUGAUUUUCUAGAUGGGCUUGGACCGGCUCAGCUAGUAGGACGACAGACGUUAGCAACUCCUGCCAUGGGUGAUAUUCAGAUUGGAAUGGUGGAUAAGAAAGGGCAGUUAGAAGUGGAAGUCAUUAGAGCUCGAGGCCUAAUACAGAAGCCUGGCUCUAAAUCUACCCCAGCACCGUAUGUCAAAGUGUAUCUGCUGGAAAAUGGGGCAUGUGUAGCUAAGAAGAAAACAAGGAUUGCCAGGAAAACCCUUGAUCCUUUAUAUCAACAGACGCUGGUUUUCGAUGAAAGUUCACAUGGUAAAGUCCUUCAGGUGAUAGUAUGGGGAGAUUAUGGCCGAAUGGAUCACAAGUGUUUCAUGGGAGUUGCACAGAUCUUGCUAGAAGAACUUGAUUUGUCCAGUGUGGUAAUAGGCUGGUAUAAAUUAUUUCCACCUUCCUCCCUGGUGGAUCCAACGUUGACUCCUCUGACUCGCAGGGCUUCCCAGUCAUCUCUGGAAAGUUCAACUGGGCCUCCUUGUAUUCGAUCUUAAUGAACGUAAUAGCAGGAGUUCUCUAACAAACUCAAUAUCACUCAAGGCAAUCAGUGGGGAAGGGAAUAGCUAUUUACAACGGUGAAAAACAGUUUUGAAAAGAGACAAUCAUCACAUCAGUUCUGCCUGUAGUAGUUGAUCCAAAAAUAUGUCUGAGUUGUGUAUUAAAAAGACAGCUUAAAUUGAUUGGGCAAAGCAGUAUAUGAAAAUAUAGUCAAUCCAUCUAGCAGUGACCCUGAUGUUUAUCCUAAUCAGGAUUUGAAGAGGGACUUUUGAGAUUCAACUGGAACUAUCAUUCUCCAACAGUGCCCCUGUCCCAUUUUGUUUCUCAGCAGAAACCAUAAGCAGUGUUAACAUCCUGAUAUUUCUGUAUUGUUACUUCUUCUACUUCUUUUUUCUAUGUUCUCCUGCCAGUUUUGUAAAAAUCUUCUUGAUGCUAACAGAGACUCUUCCUUUCUUUUUCUAAAACAAAAUCAAAAAGGGCUGAAGUACAUCUCUGUAAGCAUCUCCAAAAGUGUUCAUUUGCGAUCCUGCAAUGCCAAUAGUUGUCCCAUCAUCCCUCCAUUCUGGUUGUCCACAAUCUUAAUAUGUGGAGAACUAGAACAAAUGGCCAACGUCUAGUUUACUUUUGCUUAUUACAGCUUGUCACAAUUUGUCAUUGUAAAAAGAGAAUAUAUUUGCAUUAUGCAUCAAGGUUGGUUUGUUUUUUUAAUCCUUUUAAGAGUUUGCAUGGAGGAAAUGUUCAGCUGCAUCUAUUGUUACAGACUUGUUUUUAAAAAACAAGCUUUGGUUUGGCUUUGGUUUUAGUUUUAAUAUACUGGCAAUUAUUUUUGUAAAGUGGUUAUUUUACCAGAGCUCAUAAGAAAAGUCAUUACAAUCAUAUCAUAAGCAUAUAAAUUACUUCUUAAAAAUUGACCAAGAAUUGGUUGAACAUCUGAAACUUUGAGCUGUAUCUAGGCUGCUUGAAUUCUUGUGUUACUUUUGAAAAGACUUAGCUGCCCCUGUUAGAGCAUGCUAUAAAUAGUUCAAUUUUCCACUGAA
This is a messenger RNA of Python bivittatus (Burmese python), 5398 nucleotides long. Lineage: Eukaryota; Metazoa; Chordata; Lepidosauria; Squamata; Pythonidae. The record is from RefSeq and is a predicted model, not a curated record.